AUGGUAAAGAGAAAGAGAAUUUGUCAAAUUUUGUCGAAGGCAAAGGCUGACAUAUGCUUUAUUCAAGAAACCAAGAUUAGGAAGAUGGAGGAAGGGAUAAUCAAUAGUAUAUGGGGAAAGGAGUUGUGCGAAUGGUCAGCUUUGGAUUCUGAAGGUCAAUCGGGUGGUUUGGUUACAAUUUGGAAGAAAGGAGUUAUCAGGUCUGAGUUUAGCUUCAAAGCAAAAGGUCUGCUGGGAAUCAAUGCUUCAUGGGAAGGUAUAAAUUGUUACUUCCUCAAUGUAUACUCUUCUUGUGAAAUUGCUGAAAAGAGAAUUCUGUGGAAUCAAUUGAUUGAAUGGAAAAAUAAGUUCCCAAAAGGAGAAUGGAUAAUAGGUGGGGAUUUCAACGCAAUUAAGGUGGGAAGUGAGAGGAUUGGGAGGCUGCGAACUAACAGAGUAGAGAUGGAGGAGUUCUCAAGAGUAAUAGAAUUAUUGGAGGUGAUUGACUUACCAGUUGUAGGGAACAAGUUCACUUGGAUAAACUCAAAUGGCAAGGCAAAGAGCAGAAUUAACAGAAUUCUAUUGUCGGAUGGUAUUAUUGAUAAGUGGAAGAUAGUUGCUCAGGUAACGGGAAACAGAGAUAUAUCUGAUCACAGGCUAGUGUGGAUAAAAGCUUGCAACAAAAACUGGGGGGCAAAACCUUUCAAGGUAUUUAAUUGCUGGUAUGAACAUCCCGAGUUCGAAAAUUUUGUGAGGGAGGUAUGGAAUUCGCAACAAGUUACGGGCACGAGUGCGUUUGUCUUAAAGGAAAAAAUCAAACGUCUAAGAGAAAGGCUAUGUUGGUGGAAUCUCAACGUAUUUGGAUGGCUAGACCUGAGAAUUGAGGAGGAUGUUGAAGAGUUAAACAAGCUGGAAGAGGAACUAGUGGUUAGUACAAUACAGGGGGAGGAUUCGAAUCACAUUAGAAAGGAUCUUCAAACCAACAUAUGGAAGAAUCUGCAUUACAAAGAGAGUGUAUUGAAACAGAAGGCUAGAGUAAGGUGGAUAAAGGAAGGUGACAAUAAUUCAAAAUACUUUCACUCAUGCCUGAAAUCAAGAUCUAGAAGGAAUAAUAUAGUUUCCUUACAAACAGCCCAAGGGACCCUGGAAGGUGUGGAGGAUAUAAAAGCAGAGGACUUUCACAACAGAGCUUCCCUCCCUCGGGCUCUGUCUGCAUCUUUUAUCGCCUUAAUUCCUAAGGUAGAGCAUCCUCAAGGGCUGGAGGAAUUUCGACCUAUUUGCUUGAUAGGAUGCAUAUACAAAAUAGUUUCAAAACUAUUGGCAGCAAGAUUAAGAGUAGUUAUCGGGAAACUGGUCUCGAAUUCUCAAACAGCUUUUGUGCCUGGUAGACAGAUAUUGGACGGUGUGCUCGUAGCAAAUGAGAUAAUUGACUUGGCAAAGAGAACAAGUGAUAUUGUAGAAAGUACUAGUCAAAUGUAA
Molecule: messenger RNA, 1458 nt
Organism: Vicia villosa (hairy vetch)
Lineage: Eukaryota; Viridiplantae; Streptophyta; Magnoliopsida; Fabales; Fabaceae
Exons: 2
Coding region: 1-1458 (485 amino acids)
Molecular function (GO): catalytic activity
Source: RefSeq, a predicted model, not a curated record